UGUCAAUAAGAGAAGCUCUGUCCCGGGUUAUAAGGACAUACUUCGUUCCCUGGAAUCGCUGUUAUAGCCAUAUAUAGGUCCGGACAACGACCAGGCUAGAGAGAAAUCAGGCAUCUACCCCUAACGGCAAAUCCGAAGACACCGCCAAAUUGCUUUUACGUAAGCUGCGGGAAAUAAUGAUGCUUGCUGUCGAGCAGAAGGUUCAGGAAUUUGCCGUACAUGUUGGCCUUGCCAGAGGCUGCUCCUCCCCAACUCCCAAUGACAAGACUCCUUGUAGUUUGAACGUUAGCGUAUCGGGAAGGCAAACGCCGACUGAGCACCAAAGGUACCAGCUAUGGCCAAUCUGGAAAAAGUCAGUAAUGACGUCUGGACGGCGGACACCAGAUCUAAGUGACCUCAAGAAGAACCCGUUCAAGGAGGGCGGAACACUUCAUCGGCGUCGUAAAAUUAGUGUUCCGGAAUUAAGGCCAAUGACGACCGUCCAGGAAAAGAAUUCAGAUUCGCCAACAUUACCAGCUAAAUUUCCUACUCAUGAACGGUCGAGUAGCGCCCCUGGAGCAUCCUGGAGCCGGCCAACGUUCAAAGAUUCCGCCCUCGAUGCUGUUGGAGAACCAGUAAGUUCGUCAAGAGAGUCCUUUGGAAAAGUGCUUAGACCUUCUCCGAUGGAAGAUGAUGGCCAUAAGUCAAUAAAAAGGGCCUCCUCAUUACUGCUUCCCGACGCACUAGAGCCAUAUCCCUUUGUUGCAGAUGAAGUUGGAUCUUCAAAAGGCAAUUUGCCUAUAAAACAUCCAAGACCAAACCAAUCGGAGAAAGACAAACCGCCUGAAGUGCCGCCAAAAUCACCCAGACUCGGCCUGCGAACCUUGGCUACCCAGCCAGUGGCCAACUAUUUCAGCGCCAGCUCAAAUUCCUCCGCUACAACAUUGACUGCUCCAACGAACAGUCCCACAGCCUGCAAGUGUUCCACGCAGAGUUUCAUAUUUCCCUUACACGCCAAGACCGUCGAAACACAGCCGGGUUCAUUUGAUCUGGGAGUCCCUGCGACCCCAUGGAUCUCGCCGUCUCCACUGAAGGGCAGAGGUACCCCCAAGCAUUCAAGGAACAGAAGUGUCGGGGUUUGCCAAACGUAUCCAAGCACGAUCACAUCACCGCCCAUGCUGCAUAGAAAAGGUUCAAUGUCGCUAGAUAACAAGCCAGACAUCCCUGUAGACUCAAUCGCGGUGAAGGCACCCCCAAGGAAUAAAUCUCCAAUGGAGGAGAGUCCAAGGGCGGUUAAACCGAAUAAUGAACCUCUUGACUGCUCAUCCCUGAUCUUACCAGCCGGAAUCCCGGCACACACUGCUCCAAAGCUGCUUCCAUUCGAUGAAAUCGAGAGAUUAAAAGACCAGGCGUGGGACCAGGCCAAGAGAUUUGAAGUACUAAAGUUCUCCGAAGUCCGAUCGCUUUCUAGGGAAUUGCGAGUACUCGAUAAAAGGUGCGAUUAUCUCCGCGAAACUUACAAGUCAUUGCGAUCCGGGCGCCGUAGCCUGCACACACGCAUGAUCUCGUACCUCAAAUCGCCCCGGGUUUCCAAGUUCUCGAGGGAAGGCAUCCUCAAGCAAGAAGAAGCUCUCUCCGAACUUGACCAGUCAAUUGACGAAUGGGUCUACAAGCUGGAACAUGCUGAAAACAAACGGAUUCGUAUUCGACAGAAGUUGCUUGAGCACAUGGCUGGUGCAAUGACGUUGUGGGCUCCACACUAUGAUAGUGUUAUUUUAGCAGAUGACCAGAUACCAUCUCGAAGCCCAUCGAGAGCGGAGACUCCGCUGGGCGUUAACCGCCGGGAGGUAGAAUCGAUUAAGAUAUAUGCAGGUGCCGAACUGCACACUUUGUUUGCUAACAUCGAAAGGGAGAUGGAAAAGAUGGUCAAUCCUGCGCCGUCAACUCCACCCACAGCCACGCUGGUAUCCUAACGGGCUCACGUCCGCACAGCACGUUCGUACACACGAUGAAUUCUCGCUCGCAAAUGCUCUGAAAGCCAUUCCAUACGACACAAUGAUUUUCUUCCUUCAGUGAACUUUUUGCCUCUAUUUCUCUUUAAUCCAAUUUCUGGACGAGCAAUGUGGUCAUUGGAUCAGGCAUGGCGCAAUAAGGCACUUUGCUGUAACCUUUGGCAACAGGUCAACGAUGUCGGAUUCAAGUCUUUUGGAAAUUGUAUGCUUCCAUGAUUUCCCUGUUCAUUUCCUUAUUGUAUAUAUCCAUUAUGUUAUGUUCUCCUGCUGUUUGUUAUGAUUUGAUCAAGAUAAUGGGAGGCUGGUUAUAAGAGGAAAUGAAAUAAAUGAAGUAUUCUUUCUACAAAAAUGUAUACCAUAGGUAGAGAUGCAAG
Blastomyces dermatitidis ER-3 is the source of this 2365-nucleotide messenger RNA. RefSeq lists its product as uncharacterized. The transcript has 4 exons. NCBI's taxonomy places the organism in Eukaryota, Fungi, Ascomycota, Eurotiomycetes, Onygenales, Ajellomycetaceae. The coding region runs from base 177 to 1952 and encodes 591 amino acids. The record is from RefSeq and is a predicted model, not a curated record.